Molecule: messenger RNA, 993 nt
Organism: Mollisia scopiformis
Lineage: Eukaryota; Fungi; Ascomycota; Leotiomycetes; Helotiales; Mollisiaceae
Exons: 2
Coding region: 1-993 (330 amino acids)
Cellular component (GO): TRAPPIII protein complex
Source: RefSeq, a predicted model, not a curated record
AUGGCCCAACGUGGAGCAUUUCCAGUUGAGACGGCUAAAGAGCCUCAUUCCGUUUCCUUGAAGGUUUUGAGAUUGUCUAGACCCUCCCUCUCAGUUCAACAUCCUCUGCCGCUACCUACACCUAAUGCCUCUCCAUCCAGUUCCCCAAAUACAUUCCCCGCCGCCUCCGAAUCCCUCGCAUACCCCUCCACCAAGAACGAUGCCUUCAUACUCUCCCCUCUGCUCACCCUACCUCCGGCAUUCGGAUCCGCGUACGUUGGAGAGACCUUCUCGUGCACGCUCUGUGCAAACAAUGAAGUGCUGCCCGGCUCCACAUCUGCGAAAAGCAUCUCCAACGUCCGCAUCGAGGCCGAGAUGAAGAUCCCCAGCUCCAGUGCACCCAUCAAUCUGGUAUUAGUCCCAGAGGCAGACAAGGAGGGGGAAGACGGAAAAGAGAAUGGCGUGGAUCUUGAGCCUGGGCAAAGUUUGCAGAAGGUGGUUAAUUUCGACUUGAAGGAGGAUGGGAGCCAUGUUUUGGCUGUGACGGUAACGUAUUCGGAGACUACGGCGACGAGUGGGAGGAUAAGGACGUUUCGGAAGCUCUACCAGUUCGUGUGUAAAGGGUGUAUGGUUGUAAGGACGAAGACGGGGGCGUUACCUUCUUCGUCUGGGGAGAAGGGGAGGAAGUGGGCGUUGGAAGCACAGUUGGAGAAUUCUGGGGAGGAAACGAUCACACUUGAUAUGGUGGUUCUUGAGACGAAGGAGGGGUUUAAAAGUCAGGGGAUCAAUUGGGAGAUUGUGGGGGAGGGGGAGCAUAUGGAGAGGCCGGUGCUUAUGCCUGGGGAUGUUCAGCAGGUGUGCUUUUUGGUGGAGGAGGUUGUUGGUGAGGAUGGGAAGGGUCCGGAGCCUGUGGAUGGGAAGUUGGUGUUUGGGAUUUUGAGCUUGGGGUGGAGGGGGCCGAUGGGUAAUAGGGGAUUCCUGAGUACGGGUUCUUUGGGGGCGAGGUUGAAGUGA